Paramecium sonneborni is the source of this 971-nucleotide messenger RNA. The record is from the annotation of a GenBank genome assembly. NCBI's taxonomy places the organism in Eukaryota, Ciliophora, Oligohymenophorea, Peniculida, Parameciidae.
AUGAAAAUCAAGAUUGUUUAUAACAACGAGAUCCAUCUCUUCAAAUCAUAAAAUCCAACUCUCUCAGAUCUAAGAUCACACAUCUAAAAAAUAUUUCCAAACAUCGAUUUGAACUUUAAACUUACCUAUAACGACUAAGAAAAUGAUUAAAUCACUUUAAGUUGUUAAGAGGAUUUUUAAGUUCUUGUCGAUGAAGGAAUAUAAACUAUUAAGGUUUUUGUGAUAACCUCCUAAAUACCUAAAUCAGUUCCUCAAGAUAAAAUGGUUCAUCAAACUCAUACUUGUGAUGGAUGUUAAACAAGUCCAAUUAUAGGAUCAAGAUUCAAAUGUCUCGAAUGUCCUGACUAUGACUUAUGUGAAGAAUGUUAAGUCAAAAAUCUUCAUAAUCAUCAUCAAUUCUUUAAAAUUAGUACUUAAGAAGAAUUAGAUCAAUUCAGAAAAGAACAUAAGGCUAAAUUUUGUCAUUGGGAACAAAAAGGUUUUGGACAUCAUGAUCAUGGACCAUUUGGAUAAGUACCAUUUGGAAAUGAAGCUUCUAAACAAAUCAAAGAUUUUUUCCGAAAUCCUGCCUUUAAAGAUAUGAAACAAAAUGUUUGUUCAAUCGCUAAAGACAUCUUUAAAGUCAUAAAAACAGAGAUUGAAAAAAAUAAGAAUACUCAAUAAUAAUAGGAACAACCUUAAGAUGAGGAAUGUAAUGUUAAUGAUAAAUAAGAAACAAAUUAAGAGACCCAAUAAGAAAAAUAAUAAGAAGUAACAUAAUAAACAAUCUAAAAUGAUAAUACUAAUCAAGAAAAUAAUUGUAAGAUUUAACAAGAAGUUGAAGAGAAAAUUAGAACCUUGAUUUCACUUUUAUAAUGUGAUGAGAAACAAGCUAGAGAAUAUCUUGAAUGCUUCAAAGAAUAAUCAUUAGAUGAGAUUAUUGAUAUUAUAUUAGAAAAAAAUUGAUAAAAUGAUUAAUUAUUAAAUAAUUU